Molecule: messenger RNA, 3441 nt
Organism: Caenorhabditis angaria
Lineage: Eukaryota; Metazoa; Nematoda; Chromadorea; Rhabditida; Rhabditidae
Source: the annotation of a GenBank genome assembly
AUGAUAAGUAGCAAUUCAUCAUCAACAAGUCUAAACGUUGAUUCUUCAUCCGAUCGCGAUUCAUCAUUUUUAACAAAUGGAAAAAAGCCACUAAAAGAGGGAAGUGUUCAAUUGACAUCUUUAUCCACACUUUUGUCACAUCAUCGUUAUUUGUUCCUCUAUCAUGAAACACUAGUGAUUUCGAAACAGAAGUUAGUUUUUGCACUUUUUUUUGGGAAUCUUUUAAUAAAUAUGAGCAAUGUUUUGUUUCAGAGGAGCUUGUUCAUACAAAUUGAAAGAAAAAUUACGAUUGGAAAAAGUGUGGAUAGCUUCGAGUAAUACUGCUGAUUCAUUUCUUAUUGGAUGGCCUUUUACGAAUUAUUUGGUGCAUUUCAGGUAAGUGGGGAAGUCUAGGAAGUUGGUUUUCAGAGAUCAAUCUGAGUCGGUAACUUCAGAAAAUCUGAAAUGAAAUUUUUUUGGAAUUUAAUUUCUGACACUUACAAUUAGUUUUCAGGCUUUUAUUAUUUUCCUGAAAAUUUAUAAAUCGAAAUUGAGUUUUAAAAAUCUCCAAAAAUAUGCCACUGAUUUCAGAACUUCUUAUAUCUGAACUUAAUUUUUUGGCUCGAAUUCAAAACUUUUUUUUCAAGAAACUCAAUCGAAAAAGACGAAUGGUUCGAAUUGCUCUCAUGCUGUGUCCAACAAAAUCUUCGUCCAUUAUCCACAACAAUUUCAAUGGAUAUAAAUGUUCGAGGCCGAAAACAAACAAUUCGACGACGCGUUGAGAAUGGCAAAAAAUCGGGAGAAAUUGUUGUGGACACGGCUGGCGAUUUGGGACUUCCACAUACCUCAUAUCAACUCACUUUUUCUGUUGGUAAGGAUUUUUUCUGUUUUGAAAUCCAGGCAUAAUUUUUUUAUAUUUAUCUUAGGUGACAAUACUACACGAUCACUGCAAGGUCCUGAAAAUGUAUACGUGGCAAUUAUGUCGGAAAUUGAGAGACAGGGAAUUCGAAUUUCUGAAUCGCAGAAAAAUUCAUUGGAUACUUGUCCGAUUGCGAAUUGUAGAUUGAUCCUUUCGACUAUCAAAUCAAACUCGGCACCUUCGCCGAGACAAAUUGUGAAUAGUAUAAAGUGAGUUAGAAUAAGUUGGAGAUUCAUGGUCUUUUAACUUGUGCAAACUACAGUAAUCUACAAAAAAAUCAAACUUAUAAAAACUUCAUAAUAUCCCAAAUUUGUUUUUUAAUUGUCCUAUUUGUAAAUGUGUUUAAUAAUUUUGUUUUUUUUUGAGAAUUCCAAAUUUUUCAGACGAAAAGUGAUGGCUCGAAACGACUGCCGAUCAAUUUUUGGAAAAGAAUUGAAUGGUCCAACUCCACCUCAACCAAUAAUGACAAUUGUUGAUCAUUUGAGAAUGGAUGGAUUUGAUGCUGAAGGAAUAUUCCGAAAAUCUCCAAAACAAAGCACUUUCAAAGAAUUGAAAUGUGAAUUGGACAAAGGAAUUGUUCCAGAUUUUCAUAAAUAUAAUACACAUGUUUUGGCGUCAAUUUUGAAAGAAUAUUUAAGAGGAAUUCCUGGAAAAAUAUUAUUGGCUGGAAAUUAUGAAUUAUGGAUGAGAGAAGUUGCCGAUGAACAGGAUGUUGAGAAAAAGUUGAACUCUUGUCGCGGACUACUUUCACAUCUUCCAACUUCUCACUCGAUUCUUCUUGCAAAUGUUCUCAAAUUAUUGAAUAAGAUUUCAAAUUCUCCAACUUCUAAAAUGACAGCUUCUUCCUUGAGUGUUUGCCUUGCUCCAAGUUUUCUCGAAAGUCCAGAUCCAAUGGAAGGCGGCAAGAAGAUUCCACCAUUGGUCGAGUUUUUGAUUUCGAAUGCAGCACAAGUUGUUCCAGGUUUUUCUACCGAUAAUGUAUUCUCAAUUAUGAACAAGGUCAGUAUGAGUUAAUUAAUUAAAAAAAUUUUAUAUUUAACUAAUUUUGCAGCUUGAUCAAAACGCGAAUAUGUUGUGUAGCCCUGUUCCAAGUUCAUCACAUUCUGAUGAUGGAUCAUCGCAAAGAACUCCAAUUAUUGAAGAACUCAAUGGUUUGUGCAUUUAUUUUCUCUAGAAAUUGAAUAGAGUUUCAAAUUUUUUAGAAAAUGAAGAAGAUGCGACUUCACAAUCCAGUUUGGCAGAAUCUGAUCUUCCGGAAGAACCAAGAAUUCCAUCGGCACAUUUGGAAACAAUUUCAGAAAUCAGUGAACCACCAGUAACUACUAAUGAUGAACGGUAAAUUAUUGAAGUUGAAACGUAUCUCAAUUCCAAAUUUCAGAUUAAGUUUCUCCUCCUCGGAAUCAGAAGAUGAAGACGAUACAUAUCCAACAUAUUCAAGAACAUCAUUUGUUUCCGAAACUCUUCGAUCAUCCACCGAUGAUGUUUUGACAAAAACCGACACUCCAAGAUCACCGUGUUUGAAGCGAAUUCAUUUCCAACGAACUGAAUUGCAUCAUCGAACAAAAGAUCGGCCGAUUCGGAAAACAUCGCUAGAAGAAGUUGUGCAUGCAAGAAAUAUCACACCAACAAGAAAAGAGUCGAAAGAAGAAGCGACACAAACAUCGGAUAAUGAUGAUCAUCGAUUUCCAGCAUUUAAAAGUUCAGCAGCUGAAGUGAGUAUUUUUUAUUUUUUAGAGAAUGGAUUUGCAGUGUUUCUUUAACUUUUCUUCUUCUUUUCCAGACUUACAACAAGAUUCCUUGUGACCCAAUUCCUUCUCGUAAACCAUUAAUCGAUUCUUCCACUUCCUCUUCUUUUGUCAGUGAUUAUCGUCCACUUCGAACAUCAAUCGAUGAAACCAAUCCACCUAAUAAACCAACAGUUCAAGUCGCCCCAUUUUCACAAGAACCUUCUCUCAAAACAAUCAAUGAUCGAUUAAAUGCACUUCGACAAAAUUCGCUGGAUCCAGAAAUUUUGAGAAAACCACCAAAAUCAUUGACGAAUUCGCCGAUUCUUCCAGCAAAGGAUGGAUUCAGGAAAACUGAUUUGCAUCGAAGUUCGUCUCAAAGAGGACAACAACCAACUAAUAAAGAGAUAUACAGGUGAAUAACUACUGUAGAACUUGGGAGGGAUAACAUCGGAAAAUUCUUGGGAAUAUAUUUUUUUUUAACCAUAAACUUUUGGAUACGUUGAAAAAAGUUGAUGGAAUAUUUUUUUCUGGGCUGUUUAGAACUUUCGAGAAAAAAUCCUUAAUCAAAGGGGUCCCGAUCUUUUGAGCAAACAAAGUUUCUUUGUCUCUCCCCUCCUAUAAAAUCCGAAUUCUAUAGAUAUAAGUUUUUGCAGCAGCCGCCCAUCUUCAGUCAAAGUUCAACGUCGUUGUAUUGGAGUUGAAGCGUGUGUUGGAAUGGAUCCACUCGAAAUCAAUUGGAGUGUCAGCCAAUUGAAAACAUUAUUCCAAGAUAAAAAAGCUCCAGCAAUCGACACAAUGUAUACCCAUACACAUUGA